AUGGCCGUGCUGGUGAUGGGCCCGGCGCCUCACACCCCCGAGGCCGCCCGGCUGGGCUUCAUGGAGGGGUGGAUUUGGAACGGGGUGCGGGGGGAGUACGAGCGGUGGGAGGACGACCGCCGGGAGCGUGUGUGGGAGGUCAGGAGUGAGAGCCAGGACCUCACCAUGGUCAGGAAGAAGCAGUGGCGGGACGAGCUCGAGGGGUGGAUGGCACUUCUCCCCCGCUGCUGCCGAUAG
Messenger RNA from Vitrella brassicaformis, 237 nucleotides. The record is from the annotation of a GenBank genome assembly. NCBI's taxonomy places the organism in Eukaryota, Vitrellaceae.